AUGGAGUCUUUACUGCGUCUUUCUGGUCUCUUGUCAGAAGACGAUGGAGGAAAAACAGACCUUGGAACGCUGGAGAAGCGUCUUGCUGACCGGUAUCAUGCAAGCGGCUCGAAUACUCCGCAUAAUCCGCAGAAGAUCAACAUCCCCAGCCAGAGUCAGAUCGCUAUGUCACAGCAAAAUAGCUCAUCGCACUAUUCAACCCCACGCUUAGAGUCUCAAUCAAGCCCACGGACAGCUGCUACGUCCCCGGAAUCGCAAAAAGAAUCAGAGACGGAGGUUGAAGGCCUAUCAGACAUGAUGUGUUCCCUCGUAACAAACAAUUGUGGGGAAACGCGAUACAUCGGUAAUCAUCUCGAUAACGGACAUUGCUGGUACGAUAAUUUACUGACCGUCCUGAUCACAGGUUCGUCAUCAGGCUUUUCGAUCUUCUCUCCCAAAGGCAUCCAAUGGGUAAAUGAGAAAACGGGCGACAACUCAUUCCAAGAAAUGAUUUCGUCGGCAUAUGUAGAUGAUAACAAAUGGAUGUACUGGAAGCCUGAAAUUUUUAGCGAUAUAUUUGCUCGCCGCGUGUUCAAGCCGUUGCCACCGAAGGAUGAAGCUAUGUCGCUUUUCAAAGACUUCUUCGACAACUUCAACUGCAUGUUUCCGCUCUACCACGAGCCGACUUUCAUGCACCUGGUUGAACGACAAUAUUCCCGAGAUCCUUAUGAAGGUUCGGGCUGGUGGGCCAGCAUCAACGUUGUGCUAGCCAUUGCUCACAGAUUACGAGUUAUGAGCAAUCUGGUCCCACAAGAAGAGGACAGGAAAGCCUGGCUGUAUUUGAAAAAUGCCAUGGGAGUGCUGACGGAACUGACCAUGCGGAAUACAGAUCUUCUCAGUGUUCAAGCGCUGCUUGGAAUGUCUCUUUUUCUACAGGGAACUCCAAACCCCCAGCCGUCCUUCUUCUUAGUUGCGGCGGCAAUCAGACUUUCUCACAGUAUUGGCCUCCAUAAGAGAGGUUCUGGCUUCGGUCUGAACCCAGUGGAAGUUGAACAGCGAAAGAGAGUUUUCUGGAUAGCCUAUCUUCUUGACAAGGACAUCUGUCUCCGUUCCGGGCGUCCGCCGGUACAAGACGAUGACGACAUGAAUGUGGAAUUACCAAGCGACGAUCCACCCGACAACAUCGGCAAUGUCCCAUUAUCUGACGGUAGAAGCAAGUUUAACCUGUUCCGAUCCAUGUGUCGCUUCGCUACUAUUGAAAGCAAGGUGUACAAACGGCUUUAUUCCGCAAAGGCGUCAAAACAGUCUGAUGGAGAGCUUCUGAAUACCAUCGGAGAACUCGACAAGGAACUUGAAGACUGGAAGGACAGUAUCCCACUGGAUUUUCGGCCAGAACAUGAAAUCAAGGCUUCGCACACACCUCUCAUUCUCCAUGUUGUUGUCCUACAUUUCGCCUACUAUAACUGUUUAACCACCAUUCACCGUAUGUCUGUGCAUCACGGUUAUUGGACAAGCCGUCUCUCCAAUUACGCCAUCCAGGGCCUGAAUGCCAGGCCCUUGAAUCCUAGGGUCUUCUUAUCGGCGGUACUCUGUGUGACUGCAGCCAGGGCGUCUAUUAACCUAAUCAAAUACAUUCCACAGGGUGAUUUCGCCUGUGUCUGUGAUGCUCGCGCUCGGUCAGAUGUCAAGUUGAUGAAUGUAGUGGUCAAUUUCCUGUCGACCUUGGUCUCGGAUGAGUCGAACGGCAGCAUCAAGCGAAUGCUUGGUCUAUGCGGAGAAUUCGAGAGGAUUGCGAAGGUGGUACUUGAUAAAGCUGAGAAGGAGUCAUAUUCGAAAAAGAAGCGCAAAUCACCCGAGGAACCGGUCAACCUACAGCAAAGUACCCCCGAAGAGCAUCCCGCACCCUCCCCCUCGACAACGCAGCCCACUCAGGCGCCGUCAAGAAAUGUCCCAAUGUCGUCGCCUUUGUUCGCUGAAAAUCCAGGUGAUCCCGGCGGUAAUACUAUGGCCGACGAUGCAGGAGGCUUUGCCUCCAGUCGUGAAAUCCCUGGGACGACUGGUGUCUCAACCAAUAUCCCUCCAAACAUACAGGCUAUGCCCGGUAUUGCACAGGAUUACCAGGACAUGUUGAGUCCCGAUCCGCUGGAAGGUGUCAGUUUUGCCGAUCAACCACCAUAUUCGGCUACCGCAAAUACCCCUUUGUCAUCCUUUCAACAGCCCUUCGUCCCUCAAGAUUUGUGGCAGAUGCCGAUGACCAUCGAAUGGGACUGGGCAGACAUGUCAACAAAUUUCCCGGUCUUCGACACCAAUGGUCCACCCCACGGUGGAUUGUGA
Molecule: messenger RNA, 2313 nt
Organism: Aspergillus fumigatus Af293
Lineage: Eukaryota; Fungi; Ascomycota; Eurotiomycetes; Eurotiales; Aspergillaceae
Source: RefSeq, a predicted model, not a curated record